AUGGCUGGACAGCCUCUGGACAGCGACCACACUGCUGAGAGCGUCUCUGCGGCCAUCAAUCCGUGUCACUGGGGGUACUUUACCCGUACCAUCAAGGAACAAAAGCGUGGGGAGGGUUCGCGGCUUGCGGCAGCCCUGGGGACAGUCGUGCACACGCACAAGCCGCACUUCAUGGCCCUGCACUGCCAGGAGUUUGGAGGGAAGAACUACGAGACCUCCAUGUCACACGUGGACAAGUUCGUCAAAGAGCUGUUGUCAAGUGACGCCAUGAAGGAGUACAACAGGGCUCGCGUCUACCUGGACGAGAACUUCAAAUCCCAGGAGCAUUUCACGGCACUAGGAAGCUUUUAUUUUCUUCAUGAAUCCUUAAAAAACAUCUACCAGUUUGACUUUAAAGCUAAGAAGUAUAAAAAAGUCACUGGCAAAGAGAUCUACUCGGACACACUGGAGAGCACGCCAAUGCUGGAGAAGGAGAAGUUCCCGCAGGACUACUUCCCCGAGUGCAAGUGGUCAAGGAAAGGCUUCGUGCGGACGAGAUGGUGUGUCGCGGACUGUGCCUUUGACUUGGUGAACAUCCAUCUUUUCCAUGACGCUUCCAAUUUGGUCGCUUGGGAGACAAGCCCGUCCGUGUACUCGGGGAUCCGGCACAAGGCUCUGGGCUACGUGCUCGACAGAAUCAUCGACCAGCGAUUCGAGAAAGUGUCCUACUUUGUGUUUGGAGAUUUCAACUUCCGGCUGGAUUCCAAGUCCGUGGUGGAGACUCUCUGCACACAGGCCACGAUGCAGACAGUCCGGGCCGCCGACACCAACGAGGUGGUGAAGCUGAUAUUCCGCGAGUCGGACAACGACCGGAAGGUGAUGCUUCAGCUGGAAAAGAAAGUCUUCCACUACUUCAACCAGGAGGUUUUCCGCGACAACAACGGCACCGCGCUCUUAGAAUUUGACAAAGAGCUCUGUUUUAAGGACAGACUGUAUGAAUCCGACAUCUCUGCUCCUCCCAGCUACCCGUACAGCGAGGACUCCGGCCAGGGCAGACAGUACAUGAACACGCGGUGCCCCGCGUGGUGCGACCGCGUCCUCAUGUCUCCGUCCGCCAGGGAGCUGAUUCUGAAGUCGGAGAGCGAGGAGAAGGUUGUCACCUACGACCACAUCGGGCCCAACGUCUGCAUGGGAGACCACAAGCCCGUGUUCCUGGCCUUCCGCAUCGCGCCCGGGGCAGGGAAGCGAUGGCAGCGACAGCAGAGGGCCCUUCGCGAGACCUCCCCGUAG
Molecule: messenger RNA, 1269 nt
Organism: Puma concolor (puma)
Lineage: Eukaryota; Metazoa; Chordata; Mammalia; Carnivora; Felidae
Source: RefSeq, a predicted model, not a curated record